Messenger RNA from Tupaia belangeri chinensis (Chinese tree shrew), 3784 nucleotides. RefSeq names its product integrin subunit alpha E (gene ITGAE). Lineage: Eukaryota; Metazoa; Chordata; Mammalia; Scandentia; Tupaiidae. The record is from RefSeq and is a predicted model, not a curated record. Gene Ontology annotation, cellular component: external side of plasma membrane; integrin complex. Gene Ontology annotation, biological process: cell-matrix adhesion; integrin-mediated signaling pathway; cell-cell adhesion. The transcript has 31 exons. Gene Ontology annotation, molecular function: integrin binding. Bases 93 to 3605 code for a protein of 1170 amino acids.
CUGGCCUCCCAAGCUGAGGAGGGGAACUGAGUGGCUGAGACCGCCUGCAGCUGCCAGCUCGGCCACACACAGCUGCUUCUGCUCCAGCUAGGAUGUGGCUCCUCCACGCUCUCCUCUGCAUGACCAGCCCGGUCUCCCUGGUGGCCUUCAAUGUGGAUGUGACCCAGCCUUGGGUCACACCUGACGGAGGCACUCCUUUCGUGCUCAGCUCCCUUCUGCACCAAGACCCCAGCACCAACCAGACCUGGCUCCUGGUCACCAACUCGAGGACCGACAGGACAUCGAGGCCCCUGCACCGAUGUUCGCUCAUCCAAGAUGAAAUCCUGUGCCAGCCAGUAGAGCAUGUCCCCAUCCCAAAGGGCAGGCACCGGGGAGUGACGGUUGUUCGGAACCACCACGGUGUUUUGAUAUGCAUUCAGGAGCUAGUCCGGCGGUCCCAUAACCUUAGCUCGGAAUUCACAGGCAACUGCACCCUGUUGGCCCCUGACCUCCGUCCCCAAGCCCAGGCCUACUUCUCUAACCUUGAAAAUCUCCUAGAUCCAGAAGCACAUGUGGACACUGGAGACUGCUACGGGGACAGAGAACGCAGCAUGAGGGAGAAUGAGAACACAGCCAGACAGCGUCGGGCUCUGGAGAAGGCAGAGGAAGAGGAGGAAGAGGAAGAAGAGGAAGGAGGCACUGAGAUCGCCAUCAUCUUAGAUGGUUCAGGAAGCAUCAAUGCCACAGACUUUCAGAAAGCCAAAGACUUUAUAUCCAACAUGAUGAAGAACUUCUAUGAGAAGUGUUUUGAGUGCAGCUUUGCCCUAGUGCAAUAUGGGGAGGUGAUCCAGACUGAGUUUGACCUUCGGGACAGCCAGGAUGUGAACGGCUCUCUCGCCCGAGUCCAGAACAUCACUCAAGUGGGGAGUGUCACCAAGACUGCCUCAGCCAUGCAGCACGUACUAGACAACAUCUUCACGCCAAGUCAUGGCUCCAGAGAAAAGGCAGCUAAGGUCAUGGUGGUGCUGACAGAUGGUGACAUAUUUUGGGACCCUCUCAACCUCACCACUGUCAUCAACUCCCCAAAGAUGCAGGGUGUGGAGCGCUUCGCCAUCGGGGUGGGCAGUGCAUUUAACAAGGAGAGGGCCUACACAGAACUGAAGCUGAUCGCCUCAGACCCCGAUGAGACCCAUGCCUUCAUGGUAGCCAACUACUCGGUGCUGGAUGGGCUGCUGAGCAAACUGCAGCGGAACAUUAUCCGCAUGGAAGGCACAGUUGGAGAGGCCAUUCGCUACCAGUUGGCACAGACUGGCUUCAGCGCCCAGCUCCUGGACAAGGGGCAGGUGCUGCUCGGGGCCGUAGGAACCUUUGACUGGUCUGGGGGUGCACUGCUUUACGACAUGCACAGCCGUCGCGGCCGCUUCCUGAACCAGACUGCGGUGGACGCCAAGGUUGCGCAGUACGGCUACAUGGGUUACUCGGUGGCUGUGCUGCACAAGGCCUGUGGCCCCUCCUACAUGGCGGGGGCUCCUCAGUACAAGAGGCGUGGGGCCGUGUUUGAGCUCAGGAAGGAGAGCGGAAAGGCCAGUUUCAUGCCUGUGCUGGAAGGAGAGCAGAUGGGGUCCUACUUUGGCUCUGAGCUGUGCCCUGUGGACAUCGACGUGGACGGGACCACGGACCUCCUGCUGGUGGCUGCUCCCUUUUACCACAUUCGUGGAGAAGAAGGCAGAGUCUACGUGUACCGCCUGAGUGGGCAGGCUGCCUCCUUCUCCUUGGCACAUGUGCUGACUGGGCACGCCGGCUUCACUGUUGCCCGCUUUGGCUUCGCCAUGGCAGCCGUGGGUGAUGUCAGUCAGGAUAAGUUCACAGACGUGGCCAUCGGGGCCCCUCUGGAGGGCUUUGGGGACGACGAGGGUGCCAGCUUUGGCAGCGUGUACAUCUACAACGGACACCGGGGUGGCCUCUCUGCCAGCCCCUCACAGCGUAUCCGAGCCUCUGCCUUGGCCCCAGGACUCCAUUACUUCGGCACGUCUGUGGCUGGUGGCUUAGAUUUCAGCGGCGACGGGCUUGCUGAUGUCACUGUGGGCACGCUGGGCCGCGCCGCCGUGCUCUGCUCACGACCUGUGGUUCGCCCAAAGGUGUCCAUGACCUUCACCCCUAGUGCGCUGCCUAUUGGCAUCAGCAGCAGCGUGGAUGCAUCUUUGUGUUUUGAAAUCAGCCCUGCCACAACUGUCACUGAGUCAGACCUCAGAGAAACAUCUUUCAACCUCACACUGGACGUGGAUGUGAUGAAGCAGAGGAAAAGGAUGCAGUGCGAAGACAAGGAAGGCUGUCUGAGCCACCGCGGGCAGUGGAGCAGAGGGUUCCGUCUUUGUGAGCACUUCCGACUUGUCCCCACAGAGGGAGAGCUCUGUGAGGAGGACUGCUUCUCCAACAUCAGUGUCAAGGUCAACUACCAACUCCAGACCCCCAAGGGAUGGAGGAGCCGUCUCUACCCCAUUCUGGACCACUACACUGAGCCCUCCGCCAUCUUCCAGCUGCCCUAUGAGAAGGACUGCAAGAACAAGCUCUUCUGUGUCGCUGAGUUACACGUGGCCACCGCCAUCUCUCAGCAGGAGCUGGUGGUGGGUCUCACAAAAGAGCUGAUGAUGAACAUUAGCCUAACUAACACUGGAGAAGAUUCCUAUAUGACAAGCAUGACUCUAAAUUACCCCAAGAACUUACAGCUUAAGAGGAUACAAAAGUCUACCUUUCCACACAUUCAGUGUGACGACCCCAAGCCCGUUGCUUCGAUCCUGAUCAUGAACUGCAGGAUUGGCCACCCCAUAUUCAAGAAGUCAUCUGCAAGUAUGUCAGUAGUUUGGCAGCUGGAACAGAAUGCCUUUCCAAACAGGACAGCAGACAUCACUGUGACUGUCACCAAUCUCAAUGAAAAAAGGUCUUUGGCCACGGAGACCCACAGCCUUCAAUUCAGGCAUGCUUUCAUUGCAGCUCUUUCCAAACCAUCGGUAAUGUACAUGAACACAAGCCAGGUGCUUUCUGACCACAAAGAAUUCCUUUUCAGUAUUCAUGGGGAAAACCUCUUUGGAGCAGAAUUCCAGUUACAGAUUUGUGUUCCAAUCAAAUUACAAGGUCUCCAGAUUGUGAAAAUGAAGAACCUAACAAAGACUCAGGCUCACACUGUGUGCACCGACAGUCUGGAGCGCGCGUGUGGGAGAGAUCCGGUCCAGCAUGUGGAAGAAUGGCAUUUGCUGAGGUGCACCAUUGCUUCAGAUAAAGAGAAUGUAACUGUGGCUGCAGAGAUCUCUUUGGAUCAUGCCAAGCAGUUGCUAAGAGAUGUAACUGAACUCCAGAUUCUUGGUGAAAUAUCUUACAGCAAAUCUCUGUAUGAGGGGUUGAAUGCAGAGAACCACAGAACUAAGAUCACAGUCAUCUUCCUGAAAGACGAGGAGCGCCAUUCUUUGCCCGUCAUCAUUGGAAGCAGUGCCUGUGGCCUGCUGGUUUUGAUUGUGAUCGUAAUCAUCCUGUUCAAGUGUGGCUUUUUUAAAAGAAAAUAUCAACAACUAAACUUGGAGAGCAUAAGGAAGGCCGAGCUGAAAUCAGAGGAUUCUACCCCCGAAAAAUGAGGACCCACUUCCUGAUCCACUCAGAAAGUCAAGCAGUCCUCGAAGUCGAGAAUUGGUGUCAUACUGGUUACUUUUUUCUUUAAGAUGUGUUAAAUCAGCACCCAGCAAAUUGUAGAAAAUUGUGUUUUAGCCAUACAUUGUCUGUGUACUGUGCAGAAGUAAACUUGGGAAACAUUUGA